Molecule: messenger RNA, 2286 nt
Organism: Pseudopodoces humilis (Tibetan ground-tit)
Lineage: Eukaryota; Metazoa; Chordata; Aves; Passeriformes; Paridae
Source: RefSeq, a predicted model, not a curated record
AUGUGCCAACUGUUCGUGCACUGGGCACUGACACCUGUGCGGGCCAAGCUCUCCCAGACAAUUAUUUAUCACUAUAUGGAUGACAUCUUGUUUUGUCAACGUGAUCCAUUCCAAGAUGGAGAUCUCACAUUUAUCACUGCCCAGCUCGCAGCAAAAGGCUUGGUGGUUGCCCCAGAAAAAUUUCAAAGACAAGCCCCAUGGAGGUACCUAGGGUGGAUUUUGACAUCUUCAUCAGUCCACCCACAAAAAUUGGAAUUAAUCACCAAGAUCCAUACCCUUAAUGAUGCACAAAGGCUUGUUGGAGAUCUGCAAUGGGUACGAUCCAUUGCCGGUAUCCGAAAUGAUAAGAUAGCACCCUUAAUGAGCCUUUUGAAAGGUACAGACCUGCAAGCCCCGAUUACCCUUUCGGCAGAUCAAAAGAGCUGUCUCAUUUAUCUAGGGAAGAAACUGCUUUCAACACUGGCAGACAGAAGAUUGCCAGAUGUGCCUUCGGGACUUCUGAUUUGUAACCACUCUGUUGCACCAUGUGCUAUCAUAUUCCAGUGGCCUGCUUGGCAAAAAGAGAAAGGGGGAGAAGGCCCAUCUAAGAGCCGUCGAGGUGCCAAGCAGCCUGCCAAGAAGAUACAGUUAGUGCAAUCAGCGAAGAAAUGUGCAGAGCCUUUAGCGAUUCUUGAGAGGAUUUUUACACCAUAUACGCCACCAAUGAGUAUCUGGCAGAGGACAGAAGCAAUUGCUUAUCUCAUCAAAAAGGCGAGAACACGAAUUGUGGAAAUUAGUGGUGCUGAGCUGGAACAUAUCAGUCUGCCAAUAACAAUAGAAAAUCUUGAGUGGAUGCUGAGACACUCAGAACCAAUUCAAUUAGUGUUGCUCAGCUAUCCAGGGACUGUACACAACAGGCAGCCUAGCGACCCAUGCCUGCAGAUUAUCUUAAAACAGCGGUGGUUGCAACAGCCCAAAGUCGUGAAGCAGCCAGUAAAAGGCCUUACAGUAUACACGGAUGCAGGAAGUCGGCGGAAAAAGACAGCCUGUACCUGGCAAGAAGACUCAAGUUGGAGAAGUAAAAUUAUAGAUGGAGAUGCACACGACUCACUGCAGACAUUAGAACUUACAGCCGUCGCAUGGGCACUGUCUCAUUGGCGAGACAGUAAGCUGAACAUUGUAUCAGAUUCAUUGUACGUGGUAGGAGUGGUACAAUGUAUUGAAGACGUUCUCAUCAAACCACCAGAUAAUAAGCGAUUGUGUCAACUAUUUUUUCAAAUCAAAAGAGCUAUAGAGGACAGAAAUGAGCCCUGUUGCAUCAUUCACAUCCGCUGUCAUCAAACAGAAUUAGGUCUCAGAAAAGGCAAUGCAAAAGCUGAUACGCUUGUCAGUCCUGUUGUAGCAGCACCAAGAGACUCUUUCGCAGCUGCAAGAGAGAGUCGUGCUCUCUUUCAUCAAGCCGCAAAAGCCUUACAGAGACAAUUUAACAUCAGCUUAACAGAUGCACAAGGCAUUGUAAAAUCCUGUCCACAGUGCAGUCAAUAUGGAACCACUCUAGGCUUAGGCAUUAACCCUAGGGGUCUUCAAGCCUGUGAGAUUUGGCAAACGGACAUAACACAUGUGCCUGAAUUUGGUCACCUCAAAUAUGUACAUGUUACAAUAGAUACCUUUUCAAAAAUGGUUUGGGCCACUGCACAAGUAGGAGAAAAAAGCAUACAUGUAAUUCGACAUUUGGUAGCGUGCUUUGCCGUAAUGGGGGUUCCGAAAGAAAUAAAAACAGACAAUGGGCCUGCAUAUGUAGGAACACGAGUUUCUCAAUUCUUACAAAAAUGGGGAGUCAAACAUGUAAAUGGAAUUCCCCAUGUGUCAUCUGGACAGGCCAUUGUAGAGAGAGCCCAUAGGACCCUAAAAGAGUACUUGAAUAAGCAAAAAACACCAGAACAGUUAGACCCUACCAUUCGAUUGCAGCAAGUGUUGUUCACUCUAAAUUUCCUCAGUUUAGUUGGGGAUUUAGAGCAACCCUCGGUGGUCAUUCACAAUAGUCAAGUAAAGAUGCAAGCUACCCCAGAGGUUAAGUUAUAUUAUAAAAACCCAAAAACAGGUAUCUGGGAGGGACCAAGUCCAUUGCUAUUUAACGGGCGUGGUUACAGUUGUGUUUCCACAAAUACUGGACCGCUGUGGGUGCCUGGCCGAUGGACCAAACCAGCCACAAAGGAUCUGAGGAACAAUCAGAACGUUUAUGCCCUCAGUCAAUCUCUGAUCAGCUGUCAGCUGACAUCACGAGAACAACAAAUGUUUCAGGACUGA